AGUAUUCGGUGUUCGUAGUACAGAGAGUACACUACUCUACCAUUUCACGGUUAGCCUUACCACAGUCCGUAAGGUCUGAAAUAAAAAUAAAUUAAAUAGUUUAAUUUAAUUAAAUUUGUUUUAAUCACAGUUAUUAGUGUAAAUCAAUGUUCUUCUGAUCUUUUAAAUAUUAUCUUAUAAUAAUAAUCCUCAUAAUAAUAUAUUGAACGUCAAUCGGUAUAUGGUUGCGUUUAAUACGUAACAGCCAACAGGUGCCUUCACCUAAUUAGUAAUUACGUAUUUACGUCUCCUUAGCUGAAAAACGGAAAAUAAUUAGUAUUGUUAUACCUACAUCAAACCAAUUCGAUAGUUUAAUAGAUACGGUAUGGAUCCCAAUGAAAAACGGCGUUCCAGAGGUCGGGCUCGUGGGCCAUCACAAGGAACUCCUACUAAUCAAUCAGGACAACCACAACAAGUUGGAGGACCUCGACCAGCACAGGCACCACAAUCGCAACCACAACGUCCACAACAAUUUCAAGGAUCUCGACCAGCACAGGCACCACAAUCGCAACCACAACGUCCACAACAAUUUCAAGGACCUCGACCAGCACAGGCACCACAAUCGCAACCACAACGUCCACAACAAUUUCAAGGACCUCGAUCAGCACAGGCACCACAAUCGCAACCACAACGUCCACAACAAUUUCAAGGACCUCGACCAGCACAGGCACCACAAUCGCAACCACAACGUCCACAACAAUUUCAAGGACCUCGAGCAGCACAUGCAUCAUCAUCGCAACCACAACGUCAACAACAAUCUCGUGGACCUCGACCAGCAUAUGCAUCAUCAUCGCAAUCGCAAGUUGAACAAGUAACGGGUAGAAUGAAAAACAUGACAACAGGGUCAGGUGUACCAGAAUUUGUUAAGUUAAAAACAAAUUAUUUUCCAAUAACAUCUUACACAAAUUGGACCUUGUAUCAGUAUCAAGUUGAAUUUCAACCAGACUGUGAAGUGAAACGCAUUAAUAGCGGGCUAUUGGGGGUACACCAAGAAGUUUUAGGAUCAUACAUUUUUGAUGGACAAAUGUUGUAUAGUAGCACAAAAUAUCAAACAAAUCCUAAUGUGCUGUCAUCAACCCGAUUUGAUAACCAAAUAAUAUCAAUUAAAAUAAGAUUUACUAAAGUUGUUGAUAAGGAAAGUAAUACUAUGAUCCAAUUGUUAAAUAUAUUGUUACGAAAAUGCAUCAGAAGCUUAAGCCUACAACAAGUUGGAAGACAUUACUAUGACGAAAAAAGAAAAGUUGAUUUUCCUAAAUACAAUUUAGAACUUUGGCCCGGUUAUGAAACAACUAUUGGAGAAUUUGAUGGUGGUCUAUUAUUGCGAUCUGAAAUUUCAACCAAAAUUAUGAGGACAGAUACUGUCUACGAUUAUUUGGUAAAAUGUGGACAAGACAGAGACAGAAGUCCCAAUUGGAUGGAGGCCUUUAAAAAAGUUGUCCUAGGAAGUGUGGUUCUAACUAGAUACAAUAAUCGGACCUACAAAAUUCAUGAAAUAAAAGAAGACAUGAGAAUAACUUCAGAAUUUUGUAAAAAAGAUGGAUCAAGAAUAACAUAUGAAAACUAUUAUAAAGAAAAAUAUCAAAUAAUGAACCUCAACAGAACUCAGCCAAUGUUAUUAUCGUUAAACAAUAAAGCUAAAGACGAAGAAAAUAAGCUUGUGUACUUAGUUCCUCAAUUAUGUCAUUUUACUGGAAUAAAUGAUAGCUUAAGGAAAGAUUUUUAUGUCAUGAAAGAUAUCGCAUAUCAUACAAAACUGAAUCCCACUGCAAGAGUUAGUAAAUAUAAUGAUUUUAUAGAACGGGUUCUUAAUACAUCCGAGUCUAAAGAAUUAUUAAACAAAUGGAAUUUAACAUUGAGUGAUAAACUCGUUCAACUUAAUGGUCGUAUAUUAAGACAAGAAAUGAUAAAAGGAAAUCAAAGUCAAUGUUCAUAUAACUAUGAUGCUGAUUGGUCAAAAGAAAUACAAAAUUUACCCAUGUAUAGAACUGUUAUUUUAAAAAAAUGGUUAGUAAUAUUUCCAUCCGGCAAUAAGUCUGCAGUUGAAGAAUUUAUCUCUACUUUACGUAAUAUAGCAAAGAAAUUGAAUUUUGAUUUGCCACAGCCAAUAAUAGAUGAAUUUAAUUUUAAUGCUAAUCUAGAAUCACUCAAAGCAAAAUUGGAGACCAUACUAAAUACAGAGAAUCCAUCAUUUAUUUUAUGUAUCAUUCCACGUGCACGUGAAGAUGUUUACUGUACCAUAAAAAAAAAACUGUGUAAUGAAAGAGGAGUAUUAUCACAAGUUGUGUUAUUGAAAAAUGUAAUGAACAGAAAUAUGUCGGUGUGCACCAAAAUUGUCAUACAAAUUAAUUCUAAACUAAAUGGAGCCCCGUGGCGAGUCGAUAUCCCUGGACCUGUAAAUUCAAUGAUGAUAAUUGGAUAUGACGUCUGUCACGAUACGGUAAAUAAAAGUAAAUCUUAUGGCGCAUUCAUAGCCACAAUGGACACAUGUUUCACUUCUUUCUUCAGCUGUGUUCAACAACACACUAGUGGACAGGAACUUUCAACCUUUUUUUCAGUUAAUACUAUAAAGGCUUUAAACAAAUUUAAAAUUAAAAAUAAUAAACUUCCCGAUAUUAUCAUUAUAUACAGAGAUGGUGUAGGAGAUGGGCAGAUAGAAUAUGUCCAGAAAACUGAAGUUGAACAGGUUAAGGAAGCUUGUAAACAAAUCUACAAAGAUCAAAAAGUUGGCUUGGCAUUUAUUAUAGUUAAAAAACGUAUCAACACAAAAUUUUUUAAAUUUAAAGAUACAAAACAUGAAAAUCCACAACCUGGAACAGUUGUUGAUUCUACAGUCACUGACCCGAGUGACCCGAGUAACCCGACACUAUACGAUUUCUAUCUGGUCUCUCAACAUGCAAAACAGGGUACAGUCACGCCAACUCACUAUAAGGUCAUUUUUAAUAGUCUAAGUCUAAGUGAAGCUAUGAAACUUUCACCGAUACAUAUACAAAAGAUUACCUAUAAGUUAACACACUUGUACUACAAUUGGUCGGGCACAAUAAGAGUUCCUGCUCCAUGCCAUCUGGCACACAGAUUGGCAUUUAUGGCUGCAAAGACACUCAGGAGUCCUGUUAAUCCUGUUUUGGAAGACUUUCUAUUUUAUUUAUAGAUUUUUACUGGUCUCGGGAUAUAGACUUAAAUUUAAUACAUUUUACAUAAGUAUAAAUAUUGUUUUUUCUUAUAAAUCUUUCAGAAUAUUUUUGGAUAAGGUAUAUAUUGUAACAUUUUAGAAUAAAUAAAAUCUUGUAUAGAUUGUAAAAUUAAAUUAAAAUUAUAAAUUAUAAAAUUGUAGUAAAAAGUAGUUUUCAGCUGAAGUUUUACAGCACAUUAAUGAGAAACAAACUGUGUAGG
Rhopalosiphum padi (bird cherry-oat aphid) is the source of this 3429-nucleotide messenger RNA. Its product is annotated as piwi-like protein Siwi. The transcript has 17 exons. Gene Ontology annotation, molecular function: protein binding; piRNA binding. The record is from RefSeq and is a predicted model, not a curated record. NCBI's taxonomy places the organism in Eukaryota, Metazoa, Arthropoda, Insecta, Hemiptera, Aphididae. Gene Ontology annotation, biological process: regulatory ncRNA-mediated gene silencing. Gene Ontology annotation, cellular component: P granule. The coding region runs from base 365 to 3187 and encodes 940 amino acids.